UUGCUGUUGGGAACGCCCAUUCAGGAAGCUGACCUUGGUUCCAUACAUACAGGCCUGGCGCAGUCAUAGAAGGCAUCAACAUGCAAUUAGUUACCAGAUGGCGUCACUCUCAUUUCCUGUCGCAUUGAGCGUUUCGAGCGUCUCACAAAGUUCGAUUGCGCGUCUGCUUAGUUCUUGGUCGAGGUUGCUUUAGCUGCUCUCUAUUGCGUCAGGAAGAUCCUAGUCAUGUGGUUUAUUGUGUGAUGUAAAUGAAGUAGUGUGUGGUUAUGAACUGCAGCAUUGACUGAACGGCAUACGGAUAGAAAGUUCGAGUUUGUAUUAACGAAUUUUUGCCGUGUCUGUGCUUUGGUACUAUUCGCCCACUGUGCAACGUAUUUCGAGCAUUGAUAUCUUGAACCCUCCUGUUGCGGAGUCACGACAGGAACUAGCCAUUGCGAACGAUCUGCUAAAUUGUUGAGAUUGACAAGGCUAGAUUGAUUGACCCUGAAAGGAGAGCAGAACUCAAAGAGCACGUUGUCAAUGUUAGUGGUUAUUUUGCGUGCUUCAGGUGGAGAAAGAUGUGAAGUGAAGUGAAGCAGCCAAAGUGGAGAGAAAUGGAGAUGGGAGACGGCAGCAAGGAUGUGGGGAAGGGGGUCAUUGGGGGCGCUAUGCCUCUACAGGCUUAGUCCUGCGGCACUAAACUCAUUGCGCUGCUCUUGCGGGCGCACAGCUGUUGGGUUCCUGCCUGAGGCCCUUACAAGUAUUCUCCUGGGCCUGCCAUUCCCAAUGGAAGGGGCGGGCACUUUCACAUACAGUCCGUCCCAUUCCUGCGGGUCGCUGUGUUGGAGUCUAUUUUGAAGCAUUGAAACCGCCAAACAGAUUGCACUACGCCGCAGUACAAGCAUAGCAGCAGCUUACAGCAGAGGCAGCAUGAAGCAGCAUAAUACAGUACGAGCAAGAGACCAAGAGGGAGAGUGCAUCAACUCGCUUGUGCAAGUAGCCCCCUCCCCAGACUCGACCUUGAUCACGAAUAUCACCCAUUGACCAUUCAUGAGCGGGGUGGUCACUGGGUCAAACAGAAUACCAGCAAUAAAAUCCCAUCAAGAAGUGAAUUUACGAUGCUCGAACUGGAAGCAGACCACUGUCGAACAGGCCUCACACCACGAAGGACGGAGGGCACGGGGGUCCAACACCCUUUGUGCAGCACAACCUUUCGUCUUGCGGGGAGAGGGGGCACUUGGGGCACUCCGAAAGCCCCAGCAAGCGGGCAGAACCGUGCAGAAUUGCACGGUAGGUAACGGAAACAAGAGGCGAGCAACAGCCCACUGCCCACCUCCGGUGUCGCUAUGGUGCUGAGUCUGUUCAUCAGCUCAGUCCCAGUCCCCAGCGAAAAAUCUCGGCUGAUGCCCUCACGGUGCCAUCCGUGACCCUCAAGGCCCCCCGUUGAGAACGCAUCUGAGUCACCUCAUCGAAGCUCAAUAUGGGUGAUUGCUCUCGUGGGCAUGAACUGAGCUGAGCAUAAGUGAAUCAUCGAAAAAUUUUCGUUUAUCCAUCGCAAUCUCGUAGCCUUCCUUGGCCAAUUCGGGAAGGGCAGGAAAGGCAGGGAAGAGCAGACACGGUCAAGUCAGCCAGCCAAUGUCUCCAGCAGAAUCACACGCCUGUGUCUGGUGUCUGAAUGUCUUGGGUCCUCUGGUCCUUUGGUCUCGGAGGCUUUUCCUGUCCUCUGUAGCCUACAGCCUACAGUACAGCAGUAGGAGCUCACUGAAGGACCGGGCACCUCUUUGAUCUCUGCAUUGGAUCUCCACUCCUCUUGCUAUUGCUGGCACUCCCUCUCCAACACUCCCUAGAGGGUGAGACACCCAGGCGUGCUUGUCCAUUACACACCCAGUUGAAACGAGAGCAACCCACACCUGGCGGGCGUCCCAUCAGGGCCCAUGGUGGACCAAAUUUUCCUGGCAUUGAGAGCGGCAAGGCGCCCCCACCUCUCUGCAAAACUCCACCAAGACAAGUACGUAUCGAUGGAGCAGUGGUGUGCCUUGGUACCCUCCUCCACGAAUUCCUAGGCAAUGUACCUCUAGCGCCAUCCUGGUCGUGCAACUGAUCAUCGACCAAGGCUGUGCCUGGGCCACUGACCAAGAAUAUACAUAACCCUUCCCCUCGAACCUCUUGACCUCUGAUCUCCUCCACCAUCAUCUCGAUUCUUUCACUUCGCAAUCCUUUCAAUUGCUUCUCCUCCAUAUUAAACUAUUGAUCUCACUCGACAUCACUUGGAUAUAAAGGAGUCUUGACUUCUCUGCCUCUUGGGCUGAUCCCUUCACACACUAACCACUCUUCCUUCUCAUCAACCACAUACCACCGCAGCCAUGGACUGUGAUUCUUGGGCUCACUCUUUCUGCCUCGCUUGCGACAAGCAGGUCCAAUCAUCAACUGAUGCCUACUGCUCUGAGUCUUGCAGACUGGCCGACUUCGAGAAGACCUCAACAACAAGCUCUCAAGCCAGCUCGCCCGGCCUCGCUUCUCCUCCUUGCCAAUGGUCAUCGAAAUCCUCCAGCUCGGGCUUCUACCUGUCCCCCGCCUACGAUUUCUCCAACGCAAAGCCAUACGGAUCAAGGCACAUGAGCCAACCUACCUUCAAGCCUUACGGCACUGAGCAAUCAACUAUCCGAUCCCUCACUCCUUCAAGCUCCCACAGCAGCCUUUGCUCCAUGCAAAGCACCUCAACAACAGGAGAGUCAAGUCAACUAUCAGACAAGGCGAGGAAGGAACUCCGAGCGUACGCAGUGUCCUUCGACAAUGUGAGGACCCAGCGAAGGCGAUCAUACUAAGCACGAUGCCAUAACGACACCACUCAUCCACAUGCAACCUCACAUUUAAACAUCAUCUAAAAACAUAUUCAUCACGCAACUCAUUCAACAUCUACAACAUUAAACGCAUCAACGAAACCUCAACUCACACUUCACGCCUUUUUCCCUUUUUAUCUUUGUCAAAGAAUUUGUUUGUAACAAAGACUGGCAUUACACCGGAGCACUGCAUUAAAAAAAAAGUUUGUUUUACAUCGAACCCAUGACGAUUUCUUUUCAUCUCAACCAAUAUCUGGUGGGAUAGUUUUGGGCGGUUUAUUUGUCCAUCGGUAUCUUGUACCAAAUACAGGGCGGGUUUGAUAUCAUAUCAAGUUUCAGAAUAUGGAUUACGGGAGCACGGGAGGUUUAUCAUGAUACCGGGAUACGAACGGCUGGGGACAUUUGGUUUUGGCGUACAGGACCGACCAGGCAAGAAGCCGGUCGAUGGAUUAUUCUAUUGGGAGGUAUAACUGCGCUUUUUGACUACGGGGCACUGGGCAUUGACAGGAACUGCGGAAGGCUGCACUACACUGCACAGCAUAGCACAUCAUUGGAUACCAUAGCAUAGUAUAGCCAAAAGAGAUUUUUUUUCUCCCUCCACACAAAGCAAGACAAGUUUCCAAAGUAUGAGUGUGCAUAACUUUUGCGUGUUUCGUUUACUCUCCGUCGAGUGUCACCCAACUUGGAGGGCAUAAUCGGCGGGUAUUCCUAGUCGCAUACAUAGGCACAGCACAUCGACACUACCGUAUAUAUGGAGAGAGAGACUGGGAUGGAUCGACUUUUCAUCUGCAGUGACUCAGCAAUUCCGGCUCCACGCGUCUCAAUGUUAAGCAAGGAGGAUGGAGGUUUCGGCGGCAUUAAGAUCUGUUACCAUCGUCGAAGCUAAAAUUCUACAACUACUAAAGUUAAGUUACCACUGUAAGUUGGACGGAUGCGCGCGCGCGAAGCGAAGAGCAAGGGUCAUCCACCAGUAGUUCCAGACAAAGUCUAAUGAUUGAGCAACAGCAAAGAAGAUUUGCAACAGUCAGAAGAUAAUACUAACUAAGAGCCGCUUCCAGCUCCGUUCCCCAGACUCGAAGUGAAAGCUUGGCCGGGACUACGUACUGCUAAUUGCUGUGUGAGCCAUAGCAGCUCCGAUGGCCGGCCAUAAGCCCCUUGUUUAUGGAGACAGCCUGACUAACAAUCUCAAGGAUUCAACGUCCUCGUGGAUGUCAAUUACUAGCAUGAUUUUUGUUUUUCGCCUCGCCGAUGAACGGGGCCUCUUGAAACCGAGAUUCGCAAUUUGGGUGUCAUGCGGCUCAAAAGUCAAAAGGCAAAGUUCAGUCAGAGCUUGUUUUGAAACCCGAAACGUGCUCGCCUGUUAUUAACAUGAUGCCACCACGAAAGUGAAAAAGAGUACGUAUCUUCAUGUUGUGAUAUCGUAAGCCAAGUCAAUUCGUUCAAGUUAGGUGCAGUACUAAAGUAAACUCUACGAUACACCCGUUUGGUGGUAGCCGACAUCUCUCAUCAGGUUGCCCCCUGGGGAUUCCGUCCAUGCAACCGUCACGUCCCUUGAUAGGGAUAAGUGAGCGAGCGAUAUGCGAUAAAGGCUUGGGCCGAUAAAGCACGCACGGAAAGGUUUUUCCUGCAACACUUACAGCACAUGAUAUACUUAUCAGACUUUAGCCUAGAGCUAGAGGCUGACAAGAUGACUUGAGCACUACUGGUCUAUCUUUAGAAGAGACGAAGCCCUGUCAUUUUGUCACCUGCCACCUGAGAGUCCUGCCAGUGACAUUGAACAAAGAUUUUAGCUUCCCGAAAGCCCGGUUACUAAAAAGGUACAAUAUGUACGAUACGGGUUUAGAUGGAGCAAAGGGGGUCGGUCAAUUGGUCUCUGAACGUCAUGAUCAUUGCGGGCCGUGAAUCAACUUAGCUCAAGGCUUAGGCUCAGGUAUGGAGACUCAAUAACUCCUGUCUCUCCCUGCCAGCGCAUCCUCCAUCUCAAUCGGCGAUUCCCAACUGAAUUUGAUGAUCUGAGCUAGCAACGGACCCUCGCACGUGUGCAAUAAAGGAAAAUUUUAUGGUGGAUUGGCAUUGAUCAUGGAUGAUUGCACUGCGCUUUGGGGGGAUUUUGUUUUACAAUUAGGGGACCCAAGACCUAUGACCCUGAAACAAACAAUCAGCCAACCCAAUAUUGGAGAAAAUUUUCACAUCUCUUUGUUCUCUUCUGUUUUGUAGUUGGUGAAAUUGAAGGGCGUGUACAGUAAAAGAUCCAACCAAGAGCCUUGCAAGGGUAUCUUCAAGA
This is a messenger RNA of Fusarium verticillioides 7600, 5103 nucleotides long. RefSeq lists its product as hypothetical. The record is from RefSeq and is a predicted model, not a curated record. Bases 2343 to 2804 code for a protein of 153 amino acids. Lineage: Eukaryota; Fungi; Ascomycota; Sordariomycetes; Hypocreales; Nectriaceae. The transcript is spliced from 3 exons.